AUGCAGAGCGGACGACAGAGCGGAGAUACACAAGAGUAUACAAUAUUCAUACUACAUGGGCCAAACGGAGAUGCAGAGCGGACGGCAGAGCAGAGCACGAGUAGGCAGAGCGGACGGCCAAGCAGAGCGGACGGCAAAUGUAGAGCAGAGCACGAGGAGGCAGAGCGGACGCCCAAGCGGAGAUGCAAGCCGGCUCCGUGGCAGGGGUGGCCGGCCGGUGGACACGAGCAGAGUAGCAGCCCAGCGGAGGUCGAGAAGAUUCAUGCGGCCACUGUUUACUUGUUCCUGCUAUCAACCGGGGGUGCCAAGAGAUCAAGAAAAAGGAAAAGGAAGCAGACAAAGCUAGCGCUCAGGAGCUUCUUCAAUCUUCACCUUCCUGCUAACGGCAUGUUGCCAGAUUUGCCAUCCGCCUCCAUAUUGCAGCUGACUGUUCCUGGUGAUGUGGGCAAAAACUCUUCCCCCAACUUUGAAGAUGAUGAUGGAGAUUUCAGGCUGACGAGGAAUCUGAACAAAUUGCGGCAACAGAUUUGGAGGUCAGGUAAUAACCAAACUCUGUCAAUUGAACUUGUGCCAAGGGUUGGCAUGGCCUUUACUUCAGAGGAAGAUGCAUAUAGGUUUUAUAAUGCAUAUGCUAGAAAAGUUGGAUUCAGUAUAGAGAAGUGCCACACAAAACAAAGAGCAGAUGGCACAUUAUCUUCAAAGUACUUUGUUUGCAGCAAUGAAGGUGGAGCUGAGAAUGUGCAUUUCUUGAAGAUGGAUUGCAAUAACUUCAUUGGUCGUGAGCGUAAAAGAUACUUGGAAGCCCAAGAUGCACAAACAAUAUUGGAAUAUUUAGAGAAUAAGCAAGUUGAAGAUCCUUCUUUCUAUUAUGCUGUUCAAUUGGACAAAGAGGAUGGUCGAAUAUGUAACUUGAAUGAAAAAGAAGCACCACAAUGUUUUCUCAUGUGUUCCCAAGAGGUCGCCGAGGAGCGCAUAUCAUUUAAAGUACCUCCACAUAAAAAAGGUCCGACACUUAAAGAUCAAAAAGUGUACUUGAAGGAGGAAAUAAAAAUCCUUCGACAAACAAAAAAGAAGGAAAGGAAAAUGCUCCUAGAACUAAAAAGAAGAAAGGAAGAGCACCGGAAGCAGCAGCAGGCCGGCGCCCGGCCCGGCCGCUGCCAUAUCCAUCCGCAAGGCGCUGGGAGGACCCGCUACUACGUCAUCGCCGCCAAGUGCCUCGCACUCCUGCACCACCUCGCCGCCACCGACGCCGACCCCGACCCUGCCGAGGACGCCGACGGAGAGGGCCGCACGCGGUUCCUCCACGAGCCGCUCUGCCGCACCCUCACUGACUGUCGCGUGGGGGAGCCCGUGCUCGCGCUGCUCCUCGACUUACGCGAUGAGGUGCACACGGCAUCGUGGGACCACUCCGCCUUCGUCCACGCCUACACCACCUACCUCCUCGACCGUGUCUGCUUCCUCGUCCUGCUCCUCCCCGCGCCGCGCUUCGCCGACGACCGUGUCAGGGGACCACCGCACACGGCGGCGGCGGCGGCCGACUUGGACAUGGAGGCGCUCCUGGGCUGCGUGCGCCACCUGCGGCACCUGCUAGACCGCCUCCUCGCGUGCCGCCCCAUGGGCUCCGCCGGGGCCAGCCGCGUCGUGCGCGCCGUGCUCCACCCGCUGCUCAGCGAUAGCUUCAGAGUCUAUGAGGACGUCGUGCUCGUCCUUGCGCUCCUCCUCGAUCGCUUCUUUGACAUGGACUACCCUGAGUGCGCCAAGGCCUUCGAGACCUACGUCGGCACCGCCAAGCAGAUCGACGCGCUCCACGCCUUCUACGCCUGGUGCGACGACGCCGGCGUCGUGUGCUCGUCCGACAUCGCCGACGUCAGGCGCGUCGACGACAAGCUCCUCGAGACCAUGGAGCAGUUCCUGAGGCAGCGCGGCCGGGCGGGACGCGCCUCGCCGCCACGAUCGGCGCGCGAGUCUGCUGUCGAAGAUGCUGCACUGGACAAUCUAUCUCAGAUGCUACAUGAUGGAAAAUACAGCAUUGUCAUAUCAUCAUAUUACAAAACAAGCAUUGGUUAA
Molecule: messenger RNA, 2067 nt
Organism: Miscanthus lutarioriparius
Lineage: Eukaryota; Viridiplantae; Streptophyta; Magnoliopsida; Poales; Poaceae
Source: the annotation of a GenBank genome assembly